Nicotiana tabacum (common tobacco) is the source of this 811-nucleotide messenger RNA. NCBI's taxonomy places the organism in Eukaryota, Viridiplantae, Streptophyta, Magnoliopsida, Solanales, Solanaceae. The record is from RefSeq and is a predicted model, not a curated record.
UUGAAGCCAGGAAAUGUGAUUGAGAAAAAAGGAAGGAUUUAUGAGGUGGUAAAGGCACAACAUACAACCCAAGGAAGAGGAGGAGCUAUUAUACAGGUGGAGCUCCGUGAUGUUGAUAGUGGAAGCAAGUCGAAUGAAAGAUUUCGUACAGAUGAACCUGUUGAAAGAGUAUUUGUUGCAGAAAAGAGUUUCACGUACCUUUAUACAGAUGAUGAAACCGGAAACAUUGUGCUAAUGGAGCCUGAGACCUAUGAGCAACUAGAUGUACCAAAACACUUGUUUGGUGAAUCUCAUGUCUACCUUCAAGAUGAUAUGAAAGUCAGUGUGCAAAUGUAUGAUGGAAGAGCAAUGUCUGCAUCAAUUCCUACACGAGUAACAUGUACUGUUGCUGAAUCCGAAAUUCCCAUGAGGGCGUCAGCUACUCCACAGUAUAAGAAGGUUUUGUUGGACAAUGGUCUCACUGUGCAGGUACCAAAACAUAUCUUAGAAGGGGACAAGAUUAUCGUUAACACCACCGACAACUCUUACAUGAGCAGAGCUUAGGAGCAGGACUUUAUUGGAUAACUUCGGAAUGAGAGCGAUCGGCGAAUUAUUGAUUAUUGACAAGCAAGGUUUUGAGUUAAAUCUACUAUUGACAAAUAGUUGGAGUUUAUUAGAAUCACAAAUUACAGUACAUUUUUUUUGGGCAGAGUGUUUACAUGAGAAGCAUAUCUUGAAAGUGCGAUUUUAAGUUUUUCAUAAAGCCUUAACUUAUGUGGUACUACAGGGGGCAGAAUGUUUAUCAGAAUAAAGAUCACCCCAAUUGAUGCUG